UCUAAGAUAAGAUGUGGUUCCAAUUAUACGUUUGUGGUUCCAAUUUUCCACUCGUGAAGUUUCUACAGAGAGGAAGUUUAUGGCCAUGGCAGUGAUCGCCGUGGCGGCCUUAAUUUUUCAUACUUUCUUUAGCUGGCUGUUGAUGCUGAGGCUGGGGUGGGGUGCAGCGGUUGUGCUGAACCUGUCAUGGUGGUGGCUCCGCUGGUCUAUGUUUUGAGUGGGACAUGUGGUGGAGCAUGGAAUGGAUUCUCACUGGAGGCCUUCAAAAAUCUAUGGGGGUUCAUUAGGUUGUCCCUCGCAUCAGCUGUUAUGCACUGCUUGGUAUUUUGCAAUCCCAGUUCUGUUGGCGGGAUAUUUAAAGAAUGAAGAGGUUUCAGUGGAUGCCUCUUUUAUAUGCAACAACAUACUAGGCUGGACAAUGAUGGCAGCUUAUGGAUUCAAUGUACCCAAACGGUUUGAAGCAGAAACAUCCCUAGCUCCAUCAAACUUUGGUUUACUGAGUUCUAACUAACAAAAAAUCUGGAGAAAAUCAAUAACAAAAGUAAAACAAAUUCUUGUAUUAAAUUUGGUAAGGUAAAAAUAUAAGGGUAAAUUACACUUACCUCACAUGUGUUUUGAAAAAUUAUAAUUACCUCAUUUCUGCCAACCUUUGUUCUUAGUUACAAUAACAGUUAAAGAUGAUUAAUAUUGAUGUGACAAUUUUUUUAGUUUUAUAUGAAAAAUAUGCACUUCAAAUUGCCAAAGAAAAUUAGAUUGACAAAAAUUUCAUAAGUUAUGAGAAUAGUUGUCUUUUCACAUCAAGUAUUAGAAAAGUGUUUUUACAACUACUUGAAAGACAUAUUGAUGGUAAAUAUAUACUUAAUAUGACUUUUAAGAUAUAACAACUCUUAUACUAAUAUGUCAUGAGAUAAUUAAUAAUAUACUAAGAAAUCAUUAAUUAAAUAUGCAACUCUAUAUUUAAUUAAAUAUGCAAAAUAAAGCAAUAAAAUAAUAAUAAUAUACAAGGAAUGAACCUGCACCGAGACUAGUAUUGGAUACUAUGUCCGUAAGACAGAUUCGCCCCGCUAUGGUACUAACGGACUCAGUGGCAUCUAUCUCCCAGGAUACAAUGGUCUACAUCCACCAGUAGCAGCACUACAAACUCGUGGAUACGACGAACCUCCUCCGUGUAAUACUCUCUCUGACUCAAAAAUGCAUCUAUAUACUAUAUAUAAAUGCUGAAUUGGGUGUAAUCCGAACUAAAUGGUUUGGACCAAUCUUAAUAUGGCUCGAUGAAAUUGAAUUAGGGUCUAAGUAGCUCGAACCAUUUAACCUAUGGUUUGAACCCACUUGGGUUGGGUUCAAGUCUAGAGAGGAAGAUAGAAGAAAAUGAAAAUGAAUGAAUUGCAAAUGAUCCAAAAGGGGGGUAUUUAUAGAAACAGAAAUGCCUUUUCGGAUUGGGUGUAUCUCUUCAUUAUUGGACACAACCA
This is a messenger RNA of Cornus florida, 1469 nucleotides long. Its product is annotated as protein DETOXIFICATION 31-like. Bases 242 to 511 code for a protein of 89 amino acids. Lineage: Eukaryota; Viridiplantae; Streptophyta; Magnoliopsida; Cornales; Cornaceae. The transcript has 3 exons. The record is from RefSeq and is a predicted model, not a curated record.